ACCAGCUGUUCGGCUGGUUCCAAAAGUCGUCAACAAACUCAACAUUAUGCAGAUUUAUUUUGCUGUAAACUUUGAAUAAUUGCGUUGUGUGAGGACAAAAACAGCCGAUAUAGAUUCGACAAAUCCGGGUUGUUGCCUUUUUUGUUUUAUGUGUUAGCUGGAGGAGAUUCCUAUCUGACUCAUGUCAAGUGCGGAAAGUCUGCAAACGGCCAGAAGACGGCAAAAGGAGAACGUUCAAGACACCGAAACCGUGGAUACGAAAGGAGAUCAGUCUACUCUAAAUAUAACAGAAGAAGCCAAGCCUGUCGUGAAUGGCAACAAGGCCGAUUUCUUGGCAAACCUCAAUCCAAGAUGGCGGAACUGGUGGAUCAGGUUAUUUUUUACUUGGGCAAUGAUCUUCUCAUUUUUUUUCAUUCUAUAUCUUGGACCUCUUGCCCUUAUUCUACUGAUUCAAUGCAUUCAGAUCAAGUGCUUCCAUGAAAUCAUCUCAAUUGGCCAUAAGAAGUAUCAAAGUUUAAGUUUACCAUGGUUUAGGAUAUUGAGUUGGUACUUUUUGCUCUGCAGUAAUUAUUUCUUCUAUGGAGAAAGCAUAUCAGAAUAUUUUCAAGGAUUGCUUUCGCAAGAACACAUAGUUUUGCAAUAUCUGAUUCGAUAUCACCGUCUUAUAUCGUAUGGAAUGUAUUGUUUUGGUAUCAUGUUAUUUGUCUACAGCCUGAAAAAAGAUUUCUACAAAAAACAGUUCUCUCUAUUUGGUUGGACGCACAUUACAUUGCUGCUUAUCGUGACCCAAUCUCAUCUCAUCAUGCAGACACUGUUUCAAGGAAUGAUGUGGUUCUUCCUUCCCGUUUCUUUGGUUGUAUGCAACGACAUUUGGGCUUAUGUUUUUGGAUUUUUCUUUGGCAAAACGCCACUUAUAAAGCUUUCUCCGAAAAAAACUUGGGAGGGAUUUAUAGGUGGUGGAGUGAUGACAAUAGUCUAUUCCUUCGUUGGCGUCUACAUCAUGUGUCAGUUCGAGUACUUCACUUGCCCAAUCGAGUACAAUAGCGAAUCAAAGACGUUCCUUACAUCCUGCUCUCCAGCACCUCUGUACCAGAUGACAGCUUAUUCGAUACCAUCUGUCUUUCAUUAUCCUGCAAAAUUGCUUGGCUUCGAGAAGCUUGAAGUUUGGAUGUAUCCGAUGCAAAUUCAUUCUUUCUUUCUCGCUUUGUUUUCUUCACUGAUUGCUCCGUUCGGUGGAUUCUUCGCAAGUGGAUUCAAACGAGCCUUUAAAGUGAAGGACUUUGGAGACACGAUUCCAGGUCAUGGUGGUUUAAUGGACAGAUUUGAUUGUCAGCUGCUGAUGGGCACGUUCACAUACGUUUAUCACUUCACGUUGAUCAGGGCACCCAAUCCGCUCAAGAUUUUUCGUCUCAUCAUGUCCUUAGCUCCGGAACAGCAACUAUUGGUGUACAAAAAAUUAAAAGAACAACUUUCGCAAGCCAAACUGCUGGACCAUUAACGCACGCAGUAUUUCUGAUCACGUGGCCAUCGUCUAUUUUCACAAAUGCAACUGUCGAAAAAGCAGCGCACUAAAUGGUCAUUUUUGAGACAAGAAUAAUCGUCUCGAAAGAAACAAAUUUUUCGUCUUUCAUCUUUCUUUUAAUUACGGUUCUCCAAUUCAUAGAAUAGGCAAUCGAGAACAAGCUCGUUUGUUUAAUUUUAUAUGUAAAAUAAUUUCACGUUUAAGACUUAUGAUGGUAGAAUGCUUGCAUGUCGCUCAAGAUGAAAAAGGCACGACGAACGGCCGUCGAAGUGAAACAAAACAAAACAAAAUACUUAGCACCACGAUAGGAAUUUCAAUCAAAUGUAAUUUACAGCAACGUAAUAAGAAAUAAUUAUUGCAAUUCUAA
Xenia sp. Carnegie-2017 is the source of this 1889-nucleotide messenger RNA. Its product is annotated as phosphatidate cytidylyltransferase 1-like. The coding region runs from base 182 to 1498 and encodes 438 amino acids. Gene Ontology annotation, cellular component: endoplasmic reticulum membrane. Lineage: Eukaryota; Metazoa; Cnidaria; Anthozoa; Malacalcyonacea; Xeniidae. The record is from RefSeq and is a predicted model, not a curated record. Gene Ontology annotation, molecular function: phosphatidate cytidylyltransferase activity. The transcript has 16 exons.